AUAUAGCUUUGUCUGCUUCAAUCUAUAACCUCACAGUGGUAUCAGAGCAUCUACUGCUCUUACGAGUCUCGAUCAUGGCCACUCCCGAUGAAUCCCCAAACUCUGCUACAUCCAAGACCUCCCCAAACUCUGCUGCAACUGUUCUCAAUCUUGGACUCACCAAAAAUCCAUUAUCUUUCAAUUCCGCUGCAUUCCCUGUAAAGCUAAUGCCCACCAACUAUAUGUCUUGGAGGGCUCAAUUUACUUCUUUGCUUGCAGGUUAUGAACUCGAUGGCUACCUUGAUGGCAGGAACCCCUAUCCAGUUGCAACCGCACUAGAGUACAGCUUAUGGGCUCGUCAAGAUCAACUCUUGCGACAUGCUCUUAUCACCUCCGUCUCGGAGAACAUUACCCCUUAUAUUGCAGCUGCUGCCACAGCACAACAGGCAUGGGAAACAUUAGCGAGGCUCUAUGCUAAUCGCUCUCGAAGUCGGGUGAUCACUUUAAAGGAACGUCUCCAAAACAUGAGACGUGAUGGCCGGUCUGUUGCAGAUUAUUUAAGAAAUCUCAAGACUGUUGUUGAUGAAUUGGGAACCAUUGAUCGUCCACUCAACGAUGAUGAUCUUACAGUUUAUAUUCUCAAUGGCCUUGGCCUUGAGUUUCGGGAGAUUGCAGCUUCUCUCCGAGCACGGGACUCCUCUCUUUCCUUUGAUGACUUGCAUGACAGAUUGGUUGCUCAUGAAGAAAGUCUCAAACGAGAAGAAGCCUGUCCUGAGAUCACACCGGUGACAGCGCAUUAUGCUGCUGCUUCCUUUCACUCCAAUAUUGAUUCCUCUUCUUCAUUGAGUGCAGAAACCUCUCAUUCUUCUCUUGGCCGCCACCCUCCACAAGGAUUCCGUGGCAAUCGGAAUGGGCAGAACUCUUCCAAUCGUGGCAAUCAAAAUCGGCGUCGCAAUUUUGGACCCAAACCCACCACUCGGCCCCCUCCUUCUGGUUGCCAGCUGUGUGGUCGUGCAGGCCACUUUGCUCGAAAUUGCCCCAGCUACCGUGUGCAAGCUCUUGGGCCCAUGGCAAAUUUGGCCUCCUCCUCUGCUGCUUUUUCUGAGGACUGCCUAUUGGAUUCUGGUGCCAACAACCAUGUGACCACUGACUUGGCUAACUUGGCAUUGCAUUCUGAAUACAAUGGUCCUGAUGAACUCCAUAUUGGUGAUGGAACAGGAUAUUCUAUAGAUAACUUGGGUUACAAAUGCUUGGAUUUGAGUUCUCGAAAAUUGUUUUUCUCCCGCCAUGUGGUGUUUGACGAGUCUACCUUUCCUCACAAAUCUCCGUCCACUGUCCCUAUUUUACCCUCUACCUUUUUACAUGCCAAUGAGUCGUCCUCUACCUCUACCUCUGGUCCUGAUCUUAGUAAUUCGCCAUCGUCACUUGCCUCUCCUACUGGUGCUCCCCAUGAAUUGGUGGCUCAAGAGGUGCCUCUUCCUGCAGCUUCUCCUUCAUCAAUCCCAUCACCGAUUUCGGUACCAGCCCACCUACCCGCCCAGUCCAACUCCCCCAGCCCCACAUCCUCCGCUCAUUCCACUCCUCAUCACACCUCCUUAUCCCCAGUCCAAGUCUCAAAACCUUCCCCUUCCCCAACCCAAGCCCCAAGUAGUGUGGCUCGCCCAAAUCCUCCUACCCGGCUACACCACAUGCGCACUCGCUCCUUGAAUAACAUUUUUAAACCCAAAAUCCUUUUCCAAGCUGUGUCCCAGUGUCCUGCACCUCUAAGUGAACCCACUUGUGUGACACAAGCUCUGAAAGAUCCCAAUUGGAGACGGGCUAUGUCUGAAGAAUUUAGUGCUCUUGUGCGUCAAGGUACGUGGGAACUUGUUCCUCCAUCUCCUAAUCAUCAUUUAAUCGGUUGUAAAUGGGUGUUUCCUUUAAAACGAGCUAAGGAUGGUAGUAUUGAGCGUUAUAAGGCUCGAUUGGUUGCCAAAGGUUUUCAUCAACGUCCGGGAUCUGACUAUUUCAACACAUUUAGUCCUGUUAUUAAACCUACUACUAUUCGUACUGUUUUAUCUAUUGCAGUAAGCCAGCAGUGGGUUAUCCGGCAAUUGGAUAUUAAUAAUGCCUUUUUACAUGGUCAUCUUGAGGAACAAUUGUUUAUGAAGCAACCGGCAGGGUUUGUUGAUCCUCGUUUCCCUCAGCAUGUGUGCAAAUUGUGGAAGUCUAUAUAUGGCUUGAAGCAAGCUCCCCGAGCAUGGUUUAAUGAGCUUAAAAGUUUUAUUAUCUCUCAAGGCUUUUCUCAAUCUAAGUCAGACUCGUCUCUUUUUAUUCUUCACAAAGGGUCUACUUGGAUUUACUUUCUUGUCUAUGUUGAUGAUAUUAUAAUUACAGGAAGUGACUCUUCAGCUGUUCAGUCUCUUAUUCAGAUCAUGGGAGCUCGCUUCUCUUUAAAGGAUUUGGGGCCUCUCAAUUUUUUUCUCGGUGUUGAAGCAAUUCCCACUGCUGCUGGUCUUUUCUUAUCCCAACAUCGGUACGUUACUGAUCUUCUCCAGCAGUAUAACAUGCAUGAGGCCAAGCCUGUGCCCACCCCUCUUGCUGCUUCCACUUCGUUGCAUCUUGGUUCUGGUUCACCUCUUUCUGAUGGUUCUAUUUACCGGUGGCUUCUUGGCUCCCUGCAAUAUCUUGCUCUCACUCGUCCGGAUCUCUGCUUUGCCGUGAAUAAGCUAUCUCAAUUUAUGCAUCAGCCCACUGAUGCUCACUGGCAGGCGGCUAAACGUGUUCUUCGCUACUUGCAAGGGACCCGAUUUCAUGGGGUGUUGUUACAACCUCAGAGUGCUCUAUCCUUACAUGCUUACUCCGAUGCCGACUGGGCUGGCGAUCGCUCUACCUGUGUUAGUACCACUGGUUAUUUGGUCUUCUUGGGCUCGAAUCCCAUUUCUUGGCGCGCUACCAAACAGAAGGCCGUCGCUCGAAGCUCCACAGAGGCUGAAUAUCGCGCCUUGGCAUCUGCUGCUUCUGAACUGCUUGCUGAUGGCCUUACCAAGGCCCUGUCCACUGCUCGCUUCUCCAGUUUGCGUUCCAAGAUUGGUGUUGCUGAUGGCACCUCCAUCUUGCGGGGGCGUGUUAAGGCAACUGCAUCUCCAGCUAUUACCACGAGUAUAGUUUUAUCUUCUGGUUCAGGUGACUUUUCAUGCACGUUAGAGGCUGAACAAGCAAUUCCUGUGUUGAAGAAAGCAUACGGAGAUAUCAUGCAUAAAGUUUUGCAUGUUGGUCCUGACACUUGUUCAGUAGCUUCUAAAUUGUUAAAAGAUGAAACUGCAGCUUGGGGUGUUGAACCAUACGACAAGGAGGAUGCUGAUACUAAGUGCAAAGGACUGGGGUGGCCCAAAUCAUUUCCUCUUGUAAUUGUGUCAGAUGCACUGGAUUACUUGUCUCUGAGGGACCUUAACAAGACACUUCCAGAUUUGGCCAGGGUAUCAACUGAUGGUAUUGUGAUAUUUACAGGUUCCCCAGGUCAGCAGGGAGCUAAAGCUGCAGAAGUCUCCAAAUUUGGGAAGGUGAAGACCAAAUUGAGGAGCUCAACUUGGUGAGUACGGUAUGUUGGGCGGGCCAACUUAGAAGAAAAUGGAGCUGCGGCUAAGAAUUUUGAGCAGGCUUCAACGCAGAUGUCAUAUAGCCCAAGUUGCCGAAUCUUUCACCUCAAGUCAUUCCACUGACUUCUGCACAUGGUUUCUUCAUUAUUUUUGGAGUCCCUAAUGCUGCUAAAUCCAAUGUCCCUUCAGCCCUCUUCUCAAUCACAUCCUCUCAAAGGUUUUACAUCAUUUUGUUACAGAAGGGCCUUUUAUCCUUCAUAUUGGCCUGUUUUUUUGAAUUCCAUCCACAUUAAGAUUUGUAUUCUUUGAAUAAUAUUCAUAAUUUUUU
Messenger RNA from Rubroshorea leprosula, 3885 nucleotides. The record is from the annotation of a GenBank genome assembly. NCBI's taxonomy places the organism in Eukaryota, Viridiplantae, Streptophyta, Magnoliopsida, Malvales, Dipterocarpaceae.